AUGCUCUUUUUUACCAAAAGAGAAUGUUCUGAGGCUCAACCAAAGUCUUAUACCGGAGAGGCUAAGAUGGCCGUGGAGAUGCUUCUCAUUACUGCACAAAACCCAGACGAUAUUAUAGAUAUUUUGCAACAAAAAUAUGGCCGCCCAGAGGUUAUCAUGGGGGAAAUUUUAAUAACAGUAAAUAAUCUUCACGAAGCUGAACCUUUUGAAUCAUUUAUAAACUUCAGCAGCGUUGUAAGAAACAUUGAAAUCGUUAUUUCCGGAGAAGUCGCAUUUUAUGAUGUUGACCAAAGACAUGUUUUAGGAAAAUGA
Ceutorhynchus assimilis (cabbage seed weevil) is the source of this 312-nucleotide messenger RNA. Lineage: Eukaryota; Metazoa; Arthropoda; Insecta; Coleoptera; Curculionidae. The record is from the annotation of a GenBank genome assembly.